GUUCAUGUUAUUAAGGUCGCAUGUGCAUCCUGUAACUCAACACACCCUUGAGAUUGCCUCCUUUCGUCUGACUCCUUGCGAGGGAGAGUAAACUUCACUAAAUUCACUACAGUUUAUGAAAAGUGUAUACAAUAUAGGACAACGCUAGACCUACAGACUGCUAUGUUCGCAUCCUAAACUUGGGCUGCCUGUCUACAUUUAGAGCUCCGCUUGAGAAGUAUGAAGUAGAUGCAUCGCCGUGGGUAUGCUGUGUUAGAUGUGGCUGUCGAAUGGAAUGGAAUAUCAGUCGUUAUUUGCACAAGGUUAGACCGGCGACUCCACACCUUGUCAAGUACAAUAGUGGAAUCAAAACCACGACACUUGAAUCAAUGUUAGAUCUUUAGAUCUAAAUCGACUAUCCAACUUCCAGAUGCUUUUUAGACGGAAGCAAUAAUCGAUUCUUAAAUAUAAAAGAAUAAGAGGCCAACGACUUUUCAAUCUGACUAAAAGAUGAUGCGAUGUAAUACAUGGAGAGUGUUAGGGGUGAUGCUUUUCAUAGCAGUCACCGGUUUAUUUGUGAUUCAACUAAUACAUGUAUAUACAAUAAAGCCUUAUUCUCUUUGUCACACCGGAACAAAUACCAAUAACACCGGAAAAAUUUUGCAAAGGCUGUUUCUGUGUCACAGAUUUCAUGGAGGCCUGGGUAAUCUUCUCUACAAGUUUGCAUCUGCUUAUGCGAUUGCGCGGGAAAACAAUAUGAAGUUGGUCAGUGUCAAGGAUGAAGGUAUAGCUGCAGCUUUGGAGUAUCCCCCUGAGAUCCUCCAAGACAACGGAUACUGUGCCCGCCUUCCCGUAUUAAAGGAGGACAAAUGUUGUUCUUACGAUCCAAAAUUCCUUAAUAUUAGCAGAAGUGUGAAUGUGGAUGGAUACUUGCAAUCGUGGAUCUACUUCCAAAAAUACAGCGAUGAUCUGAGACAGCUUAUCGUCUUCAAAGAGGCGCUGGUGGAACAAGCCAAGAAACUUUUGGAUAAAGAAUUAGAUCGAAGAUACGAUCAAACUUCCAAAAGCUUUCGAACUUUGGUCGGGAUGCAUAUUCGUAGAGGUAACAAACUUGAAGCUUAUUAUGUAAAAUAUGGAUACAAAGUUGCGCCAGCUCAUUAUAUAGUUCGUGCAAUGAAAUACUUCAAUGAUAGAUUUCAGAAUUUGACAUUCGUGGUUGUGACUGAGGAUCAGAAAUGGGCAAUGGAGAACAUCCCAGAAAACAAUGACGUUAUUUUUAUGAAGAAAAAUCACGCUGUUGUGGACAUGAUCAUUUUGACGUUAAUGGAUCAUACCAUUAUGACUGUGGGUACAUUUGGGUGGUGGGCCGCUUGGUUAACAAAUGGAACAACUGUGUACUAUAAAGACUUUGUGGAACCUAACACGAAAUUUGGUAAACAACACGGAUUAGACCACAGUGAUCACAUUUUACCGGGAUGGAUUCCCUUAUAAUAUGCCCUUUUGUAUACGACCACACAACAUUCGAUUCGGACGUAUAUUGCCGCUGCAUUCGUGUUUCGUCCGUCGGUCCAUCCAUGUUAAGUUUCAAUUCAAUUCUUUCUCAUUAGAUUGCUGCUGAAAUUUGCAAUAUAUCCCCGAUUCUUGCCCCCCCCCCCUUGGGUAAUUCACGUAGGUAACUAUAACAAGUGUCAUCUAUACUUUUUUUGGAUAUAAUAUCUAAACCUUAUAAGGCAAAUUCAUGGUGGGUCAUGGAAAUAACUGAACAUCCUUUCCUAAAAGAUUGCGAGAAAACAACCAAAUACGUUUUGAUCUUUAAUCAUUUAUUUUCCAAUAGGAAGCAAAAGUUAAAUUGGUGUCCUAUAUAAUGAGGGGUCACGGUGGCUAAGUGGGUAAGAGGUGGCGGGUUCACUCCCGGUGUUGACCGAGAAAGUUCAUCGCGAUUUUCCGGCGUGGUUUCCUCUUGUCAGUGGUGCAGAAUGGAGGGCCUGACAGGGACAGUUAUCUAGUCGUUCGGAUGGUACCAAAAACCGAGAUCCCGUGUACAUAUUGGCGUGCACGUAAAAGAUCCUUUGACAGUUGGAAUUUGAUAUAACAGUAGGCCUUUGUGCGGCUGUCGGGGCAAAAGUUUCCUCAUAGCACAUUGUAUGUCGUUUGCCUGUCUUCAUUAGCUCAGUCGACACAGAACAGUAGUACGGUUAAACCCCAUUUCAUUUUCAUUUUCAUUUUCAUUUCAUUUCAUUUUUCAUUUCAUUUUCAUUUCAUUUUCAUUUUCUUUAUAAUGAAAAUUUAGUUUACUAUGACGUAGUUCACAGCGGAUUAUAUAAGGGACAUAACUAUUUCAUUCAUAGUGUUGCAAUAUUACGACAAAUCUAUGAGGUCUAAUGUUGAGAACGGAUGGCCGAACAAUCAAAGCCUCGGAUUCACAAGUUGCUUCUUUCCCGUGAGUACUUGCUAGGUGUAGGUCACAUACCUGGUUAUUUGUAAUAGAUUACAUACAUGCUAAACAUUCUACUUGGUGCCUACUUGGGCUAAGGUGUGCGGGACUGGUAGGGAAUGUGUGCCUUGGAUUUGGAAGAAAAAGUAUACGGGAAAGAGCUUUGAUUACGACGUGGAACCAUAGUGUCUCAGUAAGAUUCGGCUCCAGUGUUGGCCGAGCAAGUUCCAGUCUGGUGUUCCCGUCUUAGCAGUGGCGCAAGGCGGAGGACUUGGCAAGAAACAUCGUCCAGUUCUGCGGAUGAGGCAAAAAACUGAGGUCCCAUGUACAGAUCGGUAUGCUAAUAGAAAAAUAACCCUUGGCAGUUAGCAUUGGUGUAAAUGCCACUGUCCCCAUAGUCCGUCUUAAUAGGACUUUAAAUAAACCUCAAUUCAUUUCGUUACAAUUAUUAUUCGUACCUUCGGUAUCGACUUAAAACUCGGGAUAGACCUGCCGCAAUCUUCACGGGACCUUUCCUUCUUCAUAGAAAACUACAUCUUAAAUGCUAAUCUUAUUUUUCAAUAAGGACAUGUACAUGUGUAUUUCAGUUACCCACUUCAAAUCAUCUCUAUAAAUUAAUAUCUGUGUUUCUUUUAUCAUGAUAUGUCUCUCAUUGUUGUAUGUAGAUUUUGUUUAAAUAAAUAUAUGAAACUCCUAA
Patella vulgata (common limpet) is the source of this 3110-nucleotide messenger RNA. Its product is annotated as galactoside alpha-(1,2)-fucosyltransferase 1. The transcript has 3 exons. Gene Ontology annotation, molecular function: galactoside 2-alpha-L-fucosyltransferase activity. The coding region runs from base 490 to 1470 and encodes 326 amino acids. Gene Ontology annotation, biological process: carbohydrate metabolic process. The record is from RefSeq and is a predicted model, not a curated record. Lineage: Eukaryota; Metazoa; Mollusca; Gastropoda; Patellidae. Gene Ontology annotation, cellular component: membrane.